This is a messenger RNA of Trichophyton verrucosum HKI 0517, 2439 nucleotides long. RefSeq lists its product as uncharacterized. The coding region runs from base 1 to 2439 and encodes 812 amino acids. Gene Ontology annotation, cellular component: vacuolar transporter chaperone complex; fungal-type vacuole membrane. The transcript is spliced from 2 exons. The record is from RefSeq and is a predicted model, not a curated record. NCBI's taxonomy places the organism in Eukaryota, Fungi, Ascomycota, Eurotiomycetes, Onygenales, Arthrodermataceae.
AUGCGCUUCGGCAAGACCCUGCAGACGUCGGUCUAUCCGCCAUGGAAGGACCACUACAUCGACUACCGAGCUCUCAAGAAGCUGCUCCGCGAGCAUGAGGGAUCUGAGGAUGGCGACGAGGGCGAGGGCAGGCCGUGGACCGACGAGGAUGAGGAGAACUUCGUGCAGGAGCUAAUCAACGUCCAGCUCGACAAGGUCAACUCGUUUCAGGUCGAGACUCACAAGAGACUGCGGGAGCUGACAGCCGAGUGCGAGGCCGCGUUGGAGCCAGUGGCCGCACAGCAGGGCGAGGCAAAGCUGGAGAACGUGAAGAAGAACGAGGCCGUCGCGCAGGAGACUCUCAGCAAGCUCGACCGCAUCACCGAGGAGCUGGGCGAGCUCGAGAAGUUCAGCCGAAUCAACUUCACCGGCUUCCUGAAAGCGGCCAAGAAGCACGACCGCAAGCGUGGAGCCAAGUACAAGGUCCGCCCGCUGCUGCAGGUCCGCAUGUCGCAGCUCCCAUUCAACUCGGAGGACUACUCGCCGCUGCUGUACCGCUUGUCGGCCAUGUUCUCGUUCGUCAGGUCCAUCCUGGGAACGGAGGGACAGCCAAUGCCCAAGGAUGGGCCCGCGGUUGAUACCCAGACCGGCCGUGAGACAUAUACCUCCCACAAGUUCUGGGUCCACGCCGACAACCUGCUGGAGGUCAAGACCUACAUUCUGCGCCGUCUGCCCGUGCUUGUCUAUAACCCGAAUACCUCAAAGGAGCUCGAUGUCGCCCAACGGGACCCCUCGCUCACCUCGCUCUAUUUUGACAACCGCUCGUUCGACCUGUAUAACCAAAAGGUAGCAAACAAACCCGCAGCCGGUUCCCUUCGCCUGCGCUGGACUGGCCACCUCAGCGACCAGGUUGAGGUCUACCUGGAGAAGAAGAUAAUGAACGAUGGCGACAGCAGCCGCGAGAUCAGGAUCCGUCUCAAGAAGAAACAUAUCAAUGCCUUCCUCAACGGAUCCUAUAAGAUGGAGAAAAUCAUCCACAAGAUCGAGAUUCAAGGCAAUGGCGAUCCUCAGCGUGCUGAUAACCUCAAACGAGAUGUUGAAGAGAUCCAGGAGUUUAUCAAGAGCCAUGGGUUGGAGCCCAUGGUUCGUGCAAACUAUACCCACACCGCAUUCCAGAUCCCUGGUGACGAUCGCCUCCGUAUCUCCCUCGACACGGACCUAGCCCUUAUCCGCGAGGACACUCUAGAUUUCGAGCGUCCAUGCCGUGAGCCCGAGGACUGGCAUCGUCCAGAUAUCGAUAGCCGAAGAAUGGAAUUCCCCUUCUCAGAAAUUCCUCGCGGUGAGAUCUCGCGCUUCCCUCAUGCGCUUCUAGAGAUUAAGAUCCGCAAUACUAGUGGUAAGCGUCGUGGAAGCAAUGUUGAGGCCUGGCUCUCCGACCUCAUGUCAUCCCAUCUUGUCAAGGAAGCGCCACGCUUCUCCAAGUUCGUUCAUGGUGUCGCGCAGCUGUUCGAAGAUCACAUCAACAGCUUCCCCUUCUGGCUUAGCGAUCUCGACACGGAUAUCAGACAAGAUCCAGAAACUGCCUUCCAGCAAGAACAAGAACGGAUUGCCAAGCAAGCAGAGGAUGAGCUCGCUGUUGGCAGCUUCCUUGGUAGCCGCCAGACGAUUCCUAGCAUCCAGCACCUCGUCGGCUCCCCUAUCAGCCACAUGAUGACAGAAGAGUCAACUCCCAAGACCCAAAUUCGCAUCCAGGGGGUAGUUCAGCCUACCUCCCCUCGUCCCGAGGCUCUAUCUCAGUCCCAGUCCCAGUCUGAGUUAACUCCCAGAGCUCCCAUUCCCGAGCUUAGUCUGCCUCCAUCUACCGAGCAGGCCAACGGAGCCCAGCCUCAACCGUCAUCCCGGCCGACAUCCUCGUUGCUUCGCAUCCCAUUCUCCAUGUCCCGCUAUGCCCUUGCCCAUCGCUCUCCCCAACCCCAGCUACCCUCUGGUGUCUCUAUGCCAAGCUACUGGCUCAAGGACACCGGCCCCGUCCGUGUAGAAGCUAAAGUUUGGCUCGCCAACCAACGUACCUUCGUCAAAUGGCAGCAUAUUUGCAUUCUCCUCGCUGGUAUAUCACUCACAAUGUAUAAUGCCGCCGGACCUGACAAAACUAUCACCCGCUAUCUAGCGCUCGUUUAUACUGGUUUCUCCAUCUUUACUGGAGCCUGGGGAUGGUGGAUGUAUGAGUCUCGUUCGCGACUGAUCCGAGAACGCAGUGGCAAGGACUUUGAUAAUGUCAUUGGGCCUCUUGUCGUCUGUCUGGGUAUUGCAGUCGCUUUGGUGUUAAAUUUCUGGUUCAAGUAUGCUUCUAUUGUCUGGGCAGACCCUGCUCCGAACGCACCGUCACCAACCGGAAACAUCGCCGAAGCUGCUCCAUUUAUGACAGCUCGGCCUCAAUUCCAGGCCCAGCCAAACGUCUAA